AUGAUCUCCAACUCGACGCGAGAGAAGGCCAAAGCCACCAAGGCCUAUCUGGAGCAGAAGUAUGCGACCAUGAAGCGCGAGCGCGAGGAGAGUCGUGAGCGCCGCAAUACGCUGGAGCAGCAGAUGGCGGCGUUACGCCUCACGGAGCGCAAGAAGGAGCAGUACCGCCAGGAGCUCCGUUCCAAGGAGCUUCAGAGCUUGCGGCAUCAACGUAAGCGCUUGGCCGUUGGAGACUUCCAACCACUCGCCGUUAUCGGCCGUGGUGCCUUUGGAGAGGUUCGUCUCGUGCGCAAGAGAGACAGCGGGGAGAUCUUCGCGCUCAAGUCGCUCGAAAAGAGUGCAAUGGUACUUAAGAACCAGGUGGGUCACGUCAAGGCUGAGCGCGAUAUCUUGGCCAGUGCCGACCAAGACAACAACUGGCUUGUCACGCUACACUACUCGUUCCAGGAUGACCACAGACUGUAUAUGGUCAUGGAAUACUUGCCCGGUGGAGAUCUCAUGGGUCUGUUGAUGAAGGAAGACACGCUGAAUGAGGCCACAACGCGCUUCUACGCUGCGGAGAUGGUGCUGGCCAUCCAGUCUGUGCACGAUCUGGGCUACAUCCAUCGCGACAUGAAACCGGAUAACGUGCUGCUGGAUGCGCACGGACACUUAAAGCUCACAGACUUGGGAUUAUGCAAGAAGAUGGACUCGCGAGUGGACUUGCUGCCGGUCUCGCAGCAUGCUAUGGACCCGGAGCAAGCUGCUGCGGCCGCUGCUGCAGCUACAACAAGAGGAGGAGGCGGCGGUAACAGCGUGGACGCGUCGCGUAGCAAGCCCUUUUCACGUAACAGGCAGGUGGCGUUCAGUACGGUCGGCACGCCCGACUACAUCGCACCGGAAGUGCUGGCCCAGAAAGGAUACGGAAAGGAAUGCGAUUGGUGGUCUAUGGGUGUGAUUCUCUACGAAUGUCUGGUGGGCUACCCUCCGUUCUACGCGGAUGAACCUGUGCAGACGUGUCGAAAGAUCGUCAACUGGAAGCAGUCGUUUGGGUUCCCUCCGGAAGCCAUCGCACGGCUAAGUCCGCAGUGCAUGGACUUUGUCCGGAGACUUAUUUGCAACUCCGAGAAUCGCUUGGGUACAGGUUCCGUUGAGGAGAUCAAGCGACACCCGUGGUUUAACGGGGUGGACUGGUCUACGCUGCGUUCCAUUCGGGCGCCGUAUAUUCCUCCUGGAGGCGGUUCCCAGUUCGACUAUGUGCUGAACCAGCUGCAGGUAAACAACCCCGAGGAAUGCGGUCCGCAGUAUCAGGAACUCGUUCGCCAGAUUACAUCGAACUUCGACGAGUUCACAGAGCCGUGCGAGUUGCCUGCGCCGACGCCAGUUCAAGCGUCAGCAAUGGGUCGCGUUCCUCCUGCAGCGCCGAUCAACGGCGCAGGCCACGACAAUGGCCCAACGGCACAUGAAACAGCGGGACAUGCGAAUGAGGGCGAGCUACCACAGGCUUUUGGGCCGGACGGCAAACCCCUGACGUUCAAUAAGUUCAUUGGCUACACUUACAAGCGCAAACCGCCGGUUCGAAUGGCACUGAACGACGGUCUCUUUGAUAACGGAGCCGCGGCUGUUGGCAACGAGGGUGACCAUUCCUCUGCGCCGCUACACAGAGUUACUCCUCCUGGGAGCUAUGGGGCCCACACGAACGCCGUUCCGGACUCAGCAUCCAGCACGGCGGGAAGUUCCGCAGGUUACGCAUCUCGUCAAAAUUUGGACGGCGGCAGUGAGCGCUACGGCUACCAGUGA
Messenger RNA from Phytophthora infestans T30-4, 1779 nucleotides. RefSeq names its product protein kinase, putative. The record is from RefSeq and is a predicted model, not a curated record. NCBI's taxonomy places the organism in Eukaryota, Oomycota, Peronosporomycetes, Peronosporales, Peronosporaceae. Gene Ontology annotation, molecular function: protein serine/threonine kinase activity; ATP binding. Bases 1 to 1779 code for a protein of 592 amino acids. Gene Ontology annotation, biological process: intracellular signal transduction; peptidyl-serine phosphorylation. The transcript has a single exon.